AGAGCACUGCUGUUCUGAUUCUCAGCAGUUCAUGUGAGCUUCAGUAACCUGCUCAACAGGUAGAGUCACACCUUGUUCUAUUUUAAGGCAUCCAAUCACGUCAGCGAGGCUGGGCUGGGCUGCAUAUAUCAGAGGGCACUUCCUCUGGGCCGCAUCCUCACUGAUCUCUGUCACCAAGCCCAGGGACACUUCAGAGCAGCAUCUGUCUUAUUUCAAACAGCUUUUAUUUGUAGAGGAGUGACUAUCCAAGACUGGUCAUCUAAACAGGAGAGUCAAGGAGGUUUGCUUAAAGGUCGGAGAUAUGAUUCCUGCCAUUACAUUGGUGGUCCUGUUCCUGCUGUUCCAUUCGGAGUCAAGCAAUGCUCAGGACAGCAAUAACACGUCUUCUGUGCCUGCUGGCUGUGGGAGUAACCUUGGUUCAGACUAUUAUUUACUGUGUGAUAAAAAUUCCAGCUGGGGCAUCGUUCUGGAAACCUUGGCAACUGCUGGCGUCGUCGUCUCACUGGUUUUAAUGAUCAUCCUAGUGGGAAGCGUUCCGUUUGUGAAGGACCGCAGGAAAAGGGCCAAUGCUGCAUUGCUGUUCUUUUUCCUGCUGGGCACAUUUGGCCUGUUUGGCUUAACUUUCGCAUUCAUCAUCAAAUCAAAUGAAAGGACCUGUCCAACUCGCAUCUUUCUGUUUGGGGUCCUGUUUGCAAUGUGCUUCUCCUCCCUUUUUUGCCAUAAUUUGCGACUCAUGGGCCUGGUGCGCAAUGGAAAGGGCUUUGUGACGGGAGGCUGGGCAGUCGCUUUGCUCAUCGCCCUGACCCUUGUCCAGGUGAUAAUUGCAAUUGAGUGGCUGAUCACAGUCCUGGUGCGGGACAACCAACUCUGCAAUUAUUUCCAAUACGAGUUUGUCACAUUGCUCAUCUAUGUGAUGUUUCUGCUGGUGCUGGCCUGGAUAACGUCCCUGUUUGUAUUCUGUGGGGUACACAAAGAAUGGAAGAAGCAUGGAGCUUUUGUGUUUCUCACCACUGACUUCACUAUUUGCAUAUGGGUGGUGUGGAUCAUCAUGCUCACUCGGGGAAAUGUGGAUAUAAACAAACGGCCACUUUGGGAUGACCCAGUGCUUAGCAUUGCUCUUGUCUCAAAUGCCUGGGUUUUCAUCCUCUUCUACGUGAUUCCAGAGAUUCACUACCUGAACUGCGGCAACAAGGAUGAUAUAUACGACGAUGCAACUUCUGCAAUGCCAACCCUUACAUACCAGAAACAUGGUCUGGAAAACCAAAUGUUCAGAAAAGACGAAGGUGACGAUGAUCUCCCCAAAGAUAACCACCUUUAUAUGGAUUCACCCUAUGAUUCAACACUGCCCAUGCGGAACCUGGGACCAAGCCGUGAUUUUUCUAUCCCUCGUCCUCACACAAAAAAUUCAGAAAAUGGGCCUGAGCACCCUUAUAAUGAAUAUUAUGGUCGUAAGCCAUAGAUUAACUAAACAAAAACUUCACUGCCUCCUGUUGGCAUAGCCAUGGACUUAAGUGCAUUCAGACUGAACCUUGAUUUGGAUGAAGUGUUCCUGUGCAAUACGUCGUCACUACUAUUGCUCUUCACCAAAGUACAGCCCUGAUGUCUAUUCAUCUGUUAUCUACUUGGUGAAAUAUUCAUCUAGAUGUCUCUCAAUGAAGUAUUGUAUGAAGUAUGGGGGACUGGGGGUCAGAGGGGACUUAAUAAUUGAGAAUGUGUGUGUAGACACUCGUUUUCAAAGUAGUUCUGUAGGUUCUGCAGCUGUAUAGUCAGAAUAACCUUGGCUCAUAUCAAGAUAUGUAAAUGCUUUUUUGUUAAAAACAUAUUGAUCAAAUAGGGUGGAGAGGAUAGGUAAAUAAAGACCAGCAGCAGAGGAUGAAACCCCAAACCAAAAAGGUCCAUCUAAGUACAGUAGCUUAGCUCCUAUCCAGGGAAGUCCAUAAACAGUUCCAGUCUACAGAGUGUAAGAGGCCUUCCAAUAGGUUGCCAACUGCUUUUAAUAAUUAUGUUCUGGUAAUGCUAACUUAAGAAUAAAAACAAAAAUCACUGUGCACUUUAUAUCUCCUAUUUAUGGGAGGUGCAUUAUAUUCUUGGUAAGUGGUGAUCCCCCUCCCCAAAAAAUGUAGCUUAGUCUUUCUAUUAGCAUACAGCAUGCACUGAAAAAUUCUUCUCGCUUCAUUCCAAUGCUUUCCUUCAACAAAUCCUCUCCAGUUUGAAGAUUUUAGCCCACAUGACAUUUUUAGAUAAUGCACCCCAGUGUGUCAAUUGGUGUGGUAAGAGAAUAUAAUGGAUGAGUAGCUCCCCAGGUGGCUUUGUGAAUUUAUUCUUUUUUGUUACUAAAAAGACAGCAGCAGCCGAGAGACUGAGAAACAUGGCCAAGUACAUGUGCACCUGCAAAAGGAAGAGAAAUAAGGGAUGAUCAGACAGACCCCCGCCUUAUUCUGCAUUUAAAACAAUGACAGGCUUGAGAGAUGGCACUGGGUGUGGACCUUCACGUGAAGCUCGUCCAGCAUUCCAACCAUAUGAGAGCUGAUGACUGACACCGAUGGCACCCACUUAGCACAUUUGGGAAUAUGCCUCAUGAUCCUGUGCCAGCUGAGUGAAGAGUAAAGGCUGUUUUUAUCUUAACAACAGCUCUAUGAAAGCCUCAAGUGGCAACACAAAGUCCCUUAUUUGUAAUUGUUUUUAUGCACUCAUAAAUCUGUCUCCUGCUCUGCAUUGUUAUUAACAUUCAUGCAUCAAUCAUCUUAAGGGCUUUAUCAUGUCCAGCUCUCUUUUCUGUAAAUAAUAAUUUUUUUUUAUUUAUAAUGGCUAUACAUUCAGACUUGUUCCUCCCAAGAAUAAAACAACUAAUUAAGAAAGCCUUAAGAUACAGCAUUGAUUAGUGUAUAUUCCAGAACUGUAUAUUACUUUUCUUUGUUAGUAAGCAAUGCAUUGCUGUUUUGUUAAUUUAUUCUAUUAAACUUAUUUUGUGUUAAAUAA
Messenger RNA from Polypterus senegalus (gray bichir), 2979 nucleotides. RefSeq names its product retinoic acid-induced protein 3-like. The transcript has 4 exons. Gene Ontology annotation, cellular component: intracellular membrane-bounded organelle; plasma membrane; extracellular exosome. Gene Ontology annotation, molecular function: G protein-coupled receptor activity; protein kinase activator activity. Lineage: Eukaryota; Metazoa; Chordata; Cladistia; Polypteriformes; Polypteridae. The coding region runs from base 302 to 1459 and encodes 385 amino acids. The record is from RefSeq and is a predicted model, not a curated record. Gene Ontology annotation, biological process: G protein-coupled receptor signaling pathway.